GUCUUUAUGAGCAGACCUGCAGCGCAAUGUUUACUAAAAUAGGAUAGUUAAAAUUAUUAAUAGCUACAAGUGUAUUUUGAUUUGUACAAUUUGUUAUAAUGAAUAAUACUGCAUACAAAGAAUACCAUGAGUCAUUCAUGCUUAACAACAAUGGAUCGACUGCGGUGCAUACCUGUUUGUGUAUAUAUUUUACCUUACAAUGUGCCUUGUUGUGUGCAAUUAAACAAAUAAGAAAUAAUACAAAAAGAUAUAUCAGUGAAUAUUUAAUAAUUAUCCUUCCUAUGAUAUUAGCUCACACAGUUUUAUCAGAUUAUAUUUAUGAACUAAACAUUGCAGUUUUUAUUUUACUAACGUAUGAAAUAGCUAAAAACUACAAUAACAUAGAUGUUCACAAAACUUUGACAUCUGGUAAUGUAUAUUUAAAUAAUAAAAUACAUUUAAUAACAUGUCUAAGAGGGUUGACAUAUCUGAUAACUGGGCUUUGUAUAUUGGCUGUAGACUUUAGGGAUUUCCCACGGCAUUUGGCUAAAACUGAAAAAUAUGGUUAUAGUUUAAUGGACACCGGAGUUGGUCUUUUUGUUCUCAUUAGUGGUCUUGUACACAAAGAUGUCAAUAAGAAUAAUUAUCAGACUGUAUUAAAGAGUAAUACUAAAUUUGUAUUAAUACUUUUGUUAUUAGGAAUUGUAAGAUAUUUAUCUGUAAAAAAACUAGACUAUCAAGUACAUGUAUCAGAAUAUGGAGUGCAUUGGAAUUUCUUUUUUACUCUUGCUAUAUGUAAACUUUUUUCAACUAUAUUGUUGAUUUUAUCUUCUCGUGUAUUAGUAUUAUGUAUUGUUGUUAUAAUUUCACAUGAAUUAUUUUUAUAUAACGGUGUGCAGGAUUGGGUUUUUAGUGACACAAAAAGAAUUCGUUUUAUAGAUGCCAACAGAGAAGGUAUAUCUUCUAGCCUUGGUUAUGUGGCAUUAUAUUUAUUUGCAGCUUAUUUAAAAAAGGAACUAAUGAAAACAUCCCAUAACCGGUAUUGUAUUCUUCGAAAUCUUCUAUCUAGUUCUGUUAUUCUUCUUAUUAUAUCAAUUGCUGUUAACAGAAUCAGGCCUAUAUCAAGAACCUUGGCUAAUGCUGGCUAUUGUUCCUAUAUAUCUACAGUACUAGCAUUUGGAGUAACAAUUAUUUAUUUUAUAGAAGUAAUAUUUCAAGGUAAUAAAAAAACUAGAUUUGAAGUACCUCUUAUAUUAGCAGCUAUCAAUAAUAAUGGACUUUUGUAUUUUUUAAUAGCAAAUUUAAGUACAGGUAUCAUAAAUUUAACUCUACAAACAUUCCUGGUAUCAUCGCCUACCACAUUUGUUAUAUUGAAUUGUUAUAUGAUAUUUACAAUUUAUUUAACAAUAUAUUUGAAUAAAAAAGGAAUCAAAUUAUAAAAAAUAAUUAAAACAUACUUUUUUUUAUGUAAUGUUUUAUUGAAACUAAUAAUAACAUAAUUAAUGUCAAUUAUUAUCUAAUGCUUUUUUAAUAAAAAUCUAAUGGCAGUUGUAUCGACUAGUUUUUGUCAUGUACAGAUAAUUUAUUUAAUCACACUGUAAAUAUAGAAUAAAAUAAUUAAUAUUAUUGUAAAAUUUAUAAUAAAAUUAAAUAAUAUAUUUUGAAUUAUUUCAUUUAACAAUAAACAACUAAAUUAUAAAAUACUAUUUAAUACAAACGAGUGGUCCCUGUAAUCUAUAACUAUAAGUAUUACAUACAAAAUUUAGGUAAUAAUACUGUAAAAUGCUAAUAAAAACAGUCUUCACAUUGACAAUAAUACAAGAUUUUUAGACCACUUUAAUUUCCAAACAACACUUAU
Molecule: messenger RNA, 1837 nt
Organism: Vanessa tameamea
Lineage: Eukaryota; Metazoa; Arthropoda; Insecta; Lepidoptera; Nymphalidae
Exons: 1
Coding region: 99-1418 (439 amino acids)
Biological process (GO): GPI anchor biosynthetic process; protein localization to plasma membrane
Cellular component (GO): endoplasmic reticulum; membrane
Molecular function (GO): glucosaminyl-phosphatidylinositol O-acyltransferase activity
Source: RefSeq, a predicted model, not a curated record